CCAACACGAGCCUAUUUCGCUGAAGGCUCAGUCUGAGCUCAGUAUCAGCCAAGUUGUGACGACCAGCUCCUGCUCUCUGUGCUGUGCAACAGUUCUCUUCCUCUCUGUGUCUCUACCUGAUUUAUCAUUUUGUUUUAUUCUGAAUUUUGUUUGACUUCUAUUUUGUUCAAAAUGUUGAGUGCAGCUCAACUUUCCUGGUAAGCGGUUGCUAAGCUCAGCAGUCACCAUUUCAUUUGUGAGCCACGCCGGAUUAAUAUCCCGUGCAAGAUGCAGAGCGCCGUCGCCCCAUCAACCAGUCACCUGUCCUGGCGAGAGAGGAACGCAACUAGAAGGAGCAGCAGCCGUCCUCGCUCCCGAUCUGAUGGAAGUGGUAGAAGAGAGGACCUCAGUCGCAUCCAGGAUGGAUGGUUGGACGGAAUGCUUCCAGGACCUUCGUUCCUGGUGUCAUAUGGAUCAGGAUGAAUUAAAUACACCCCAGAUAACAAUGCAAGAUGAAUUCAAUUUUAGUCUUGACGGUCAAGUGAACAGUGGAAGUUGGGGAUUGGCAAAUCCGCUAGUAGAAAUAAACGACUCGUGGGUAAAUCAAGAACUGCCUUUAACGUCACCGAACAACUUUAUUACAGAUGAAGAAAAUAACAACUUUGAAUUUCAGAGCAAUUUUUCAACAGCCUGCGUGAAGGGAGAUAGUUUAAUUAAUCAAGAGAUGCAGUCGAAAUCUGCUGUUGCAAAUACUAGCGUCGCUAGCAAUAAUAACAACAACAUCCUUAAGACAAAAGGGAACGUCCUCCUGUCACAGGUGAGCAUCCUGCCGGAGGACGCUCCUGUUGUCCUAGUAGACAGUGGGAAUAAAUAUAAUAUGGAUUACGCCAAAUUGAAUUCAUCUACAUCCGCCCGAUUGGGGAGCGGCGGGAGGCUCGUCAAGGAAGAGGCGUACCCGGUGGCCCAGGUCCAGACCGCCGGUACGCGCCCGAAGCUCAAGCUCAGGAUUCCUCAGCCUCCGCAUCAGCAUCAAGCGCCGGGACAAGCCCAAGCCCUAGCUCAAACCCAAGGCCAAGUCGGUUGUGGUGGGCUCCCCACUCCGGAGGUUCUCAAGCCUCUCCUCACUGACCUGACCUCGAGUGACUUUGACCUUCUCAACUAUGUCUGUGGGGAUUCUGUAAAUAUACUGAACAGGACAACAGUUGUAGUCCCGAAGAAAGAAGAGGAGGUGGAAGUUACUACGAUACCUGACCAUGAUUACGCCGAUGGGAGAAACUCAGUCGCUGACGAUGACGUUUACAUUAAAUGUGAACCAGUUUCUCCAUCCUCAUUGGAACUUAUCAAUAACAGAUCUAGCUCUUACAACACGACGAUGGAUCUUGAUGAAGAGAUAAUAGACUCUUUUGACGAAGAUGAUGAAGAGGAAGGAAGUGAAGAAUGGUUUCCUUCGUCAGAUCGAGGCAAGAAGAUUGGCGGCCCUGGCCGAAGGAGAGGUAGGAAGACUUCCUCAUUAGAUUCUUCAGACGGCGGUGGUGGAAAUAUCCAUGACAAGUAUAGAGCAUUACGUGAUAGGAACAACGAGGCCUCCAGAAGGUCUCGAAUGAACAGGAAACAGCGGGAUCUCGAGAUGCGAAGGCAUAAAUCCGAUCUUGAGAAAAAGAAUGUCGAACUGAAGGUUAAGGCUGAUAGGAUGGAAUCCCUCGUCAAAGACAUGAGAGCUAUUCUUUUGAGGACAGUGCGUAACAGGCAUCAGUCUUAGUUUCAACCUGUUCCUUCUAAACACUAAUCUCCACUUUUAUUAACUUAUAUUAUUUAUUAUAAUUGUCAAAGUUAUCGAUUGAUAUAGAAAUAUAUUUAUGCAUAUGUAUACCUAUGUUUAAUAUUUAUUGUGGUAUAUAUAUUGGCAUUGUUGUAUUGCAUGAACUGUGAUUAUAUUACCUACUAUAAUGUAGAUAGAGACACUUUGAUGUUUGACUUGUACUAUCCAUGUACCUUUAAUGUUUACUUAUAUAAUAUUGAAUAUUUAGACUAGAAGCUACAUUUUAUUGCUUUGUGUAUUGUAUUUAAACAAAUCAUGUACACUUCUCUAAUGUUUUACCUGUUAUGAUAAUGUUCAUGUAGUAUAUAGUCCUUUCAUUUGUACUUUGUUAUAUUUGUGUCUUGUAGAAAGUAGAAAUAUAUUAGUUUGUAGCAA
This is a messenger RNA of Nezara viridula (southern green stink bug), 2173 nucleotides long. The record is from the annotation of a GenBank genome assembly. NCBI's taxonomy places the organism in Eukaryota, Metazoa, Arthropoda, Insecta, Hemiptera, Pentatomidae.